AUGUCAUCAAAAGAGGAAGUUGAAUCAGCGGAAUAUGACAUUAAUAGCAUGGUCCCACAAAGACGUAAGCGUUUUCUCACAGAACUACCACCGGAAAUAAUUGAUCGAAUCCUAUCACUUCUUGUAAGAAUUGGCGAUCGAGUGCGGAUUGGAAAAACUUCGAGAAUUAUGUACAAACACUCUAUGCCGCUUAUAUAUGAGUCUUGGAGCUUUGACAAGUACAAGCACCCGGGAUACUGUCUAUGGUGUUUUCUUCGAACUGCUAUAGAAUUUCCACAGUCUGUUUCUUCGGUGAAAACAUUGGAUCUCCGUGAAUCAGAACCACCAGCCCCCGGUAAGAAAAGCUGGGAUACAGACCUUCGAUCCGUCGUUUCAGCUGAGCAGUUUGAGGUGUGGGAAAAGAGCCAGAGAGAUGAUUUGAAUGUCUUCAAGAAUUCUAGAAUACGGCCCUGGGUUUUGAAGUAUUUAGAUAAUUGGACAAAUGGCCUGUCUGAGUAUAUUUUGCUUUUUCGCUGGGCCACAGGUGCAUCACUAGUUGAAUCACAUGGGUUCGAGAAUUUUGCUCUAGUGGUUUUGAAUCUCAUAAUACAGCGUCUCCCCAAUAUCGAAAUACUUCAUAUUACAUCGUUGAGUCGAGCUUAUGAGUUGGGUGCGCAAGAUGGACUUCCGCUUUCAGCUCAUUAUCUCCAAAACCUUCGAACGGUAUAUAUUUCCCGAGGCUCGCUCAAGUUACCACAUUCAUGUUUUCCAGGCUCAUCGUUACUUUUGAGGUUUUGGGAUCUGCCAAGAAUGAGAUCCGUUUACACAUCAGGUCUUAUAAGUGUCGCAUUCGACGAACAGAGGUGGGACAAAAGAAGUCCGGAUGAAUCACAGUCAGUGGCAGAAUUAGUCCUGUAUUCUGCGAUUACUGAUUUGUCACUUGUUCGCUGUAAUGUAUCAGCCUGUAGGGUUUUUCAAAUUGUUUCGACUUUGCAGGAGCUUGUGAGAUUUAGAUGGACAUACAAAUUUCCCUCGAGCCUAUCAAACGAGGAUGAACGACUGGAUUUGGGGAGCAAAAUUAUUCGGAAAAUACUGGACCCAUAUAAAGGCAGUUUGAAAGAACUUGAUCUACGAUUUGUCGAGGGCAUUUCUGAUAGACCUCUUCCAAAACCGGGCGUGCAAUCAAAGGCAAAGGAGAAACCAUUGUUUCUGGGUGACUUUUCAGAUUUUCAAGUAAUGACAUCGCUUACAAUCGAUCCGAUUGUACUAACUGGCCGAUCGCUAGGGGACCCAAUUGAACACCACAUGGAAGAUUUACUUCCACAAUCGUUGACAUAUCUAGCACUAGUAUGUGAAUUGUCACAUACCAAAGAAUUGUACCCAGGUCCCACCUCCAUUCGAAAGCAGACUUGGUCAGACGAAGUCACGAGUUUUGCAAACACAUUACCCGCAUCAAUGAGAUUUCUUACAGAAGUUCAAUUGAUUGCGCCUAGCCCGUCGCCUAGCCCGUCGCCUGGCACGUCGCUCGGUUGGAAUGGUUCUACAGUAGAACGGGAUGAGCUCUUGGAGCCUGUCAAGCGACUUUUUCAGGAGAAAGGAGUCAUCUGUUCAAUCACGAACGUUUUUCCCGAGGAUGAGUUUUCGGAUUUCAGGACUAUUUCUGAAGAUAACUAG
Molecule: messenger RNA, 1653 nt
Organism: Botrytis byssoidea
Lineage: Eukaryota; Fungi; Ascomycota; Leotiomycetes; Helotiales; Sclerotiniaceae
Exons: 1
Coding region: 1-1653 (550 amino acids)
Source: RefSeq, a predicted model, not a curated record